Pyricularia grisea is the source of this 453-nucleotide messenger RNA. RefSeq lists its product as uncharacterized. The coding region runs from base 1 to 453 and encodes 150 amino acids. The record is from RefSeq and is a predicted model, not a curated record. The transcript has 2 exons. Lineage: Eukaryota; Fungi; Ascomycota; Sordariomycetes; Magnaporthales; Pyriculariaceae.
AUGCAGUUCUCGGCCACCACCCUCCUCUUCCUCGCCACCGUCACCUCUGCCGCGAGCAUCUCCCCGCGCACCGGAGGCUACACCACCACGGCGACGUUGACGCCCUACCUCGCCCCGCUCUGCGACGUGUCCAACCUGGUCACACAGGCGCUCUGCAACUUUGCACCCAUCAGCCUGACGGCGGGCAGCUGUGUCGCGGUGACCCAGCCCUGCGCAAUCCACCCGCCCACUUCCUUCAGGGCCAAGCUCGACCAGCCCGCGUCGGGAUGCUACGUCACCGUCUUUCCCAACCCUGACUGCACGGGCGACCAGGUCGCCACAGCCCAGCUGACCACGGACAACACCCUUUGCAACGAGUCGCCGUACCUCACCAAGCUCCUGUCUGGAGGCGUCUUGUCGAGCGCCAGCCUGCUGCCUUUUGGUUUCAAGAGUGCCAAGUUGGUUUGCAACUAA